UUGGUUCCGCGUUCGUGUUUUUGUUUUGUUUUCCCUCCUUAGAGCAUAUGCUGUAGUCACAUUUUCUGAUUUACUUAUUUCUUUUAUGAUACGUGUUCAUCUAAAUACGUGGACGUUAUUCUAAAUCUCGAAAAAACACCAACAUAUAGCUGCCAAAUAGAUCUGACGCUAACGCUAACAAAGCCACCGAUGAUGUUGGAUUGGAGUUAUUGUUAUCAUAUGAAAUAAAAAAAGAUUGGAAACAGCCGUGACCGUGGGGAUGAUGGAACCUCACCGAAGUGAAACAUGCGAGCAGAGUUUUUCGGACGUUGGCCUGCUCGUCUCUCACAGCUGUUCGGAGAGACAGACCGUUCCUCACAGUCAAGGACAUUUAGGAACAUUCAAAUGUUCUCAAUGCGCUGAAGCCUUUUCCCAACCAGGUGCUUUGAAAUACCACUUUGACACCGUCCACACACCUCUUGAACAUGAAGGCCCGUUUUCCUGCUGUGAACAAGACUGCCAGUUCCGCAGCUUGGAUCGUGAGGAAUACCAGUUUCACUUGACAUCCACGCAUGGUCUCCCACUUAUUCCAUGCACUUUCGAGUCCUGUAAAGUGUCUGUUCUUACACAGAGUGAAAUGGAGACUCACAGUAGGGUACAUAAGCAUUUUGGCUGCUUUCAUUGCCAGUUUGUCACCCAAACGUUGGAAGAAUGGAGUGACCACCUUUUGGAGCACAACACUGAAGGUAAGAUGCCUACAAGUGCAGGCACAAAUGGAGACCACCAAAUUCAAGUCUCUGCUUCAGGUUCCAGUCAAGUCUGCAUAUCAUCAGAACUAGAACAGGGCAACGAAGAAGAAGCAGCACAACAAGAGCACAAUGUGAAAGAAGUGGGAAAGACGGUGGAAAAAGACACACUUUCAGCAGUGAAUGCCACACUAUUGCCGACUAAAGACUACCUCGCAGAGGGGGCAGAGCACAUGUACCGUACCCACAUUUGCCCCAAAUGCCGGCGCUGUUUCAAAAUGCGUUCCCAUCUGCAAGAGCACCUCCGUUUACAUUUUCCUGACCCUAACCUGCAGUGUCCCACAUGCAAGCGGUUCUUCACCAGCAGGAGCAAACUACGCACACACCGACUACGUGAGGCAGGUGAAAAAGUCCAUCAUUGCCACUUGUGUGAAUAUUCCGCUGUGGAGCGGAACGCAAUCCGCCGCCACCUUAGCACCAUGCAUGCUGAUGAGGCAGAAGAUGACAAGAUAUGCUGCAGCUAUCCUUGUCCUACAUGUGGCCAAAACUUUACCCAGAGCAGGUCGUUGAAGGCUCACAUGAAGACUCACAACGUCCAACCAGACUGCAAAACUGCGGUGGCUUGCUUCCAAGAGGGCUGUGCUUUCCAGACUUUUUUACCCAAGGCUCUUGUCCGACAUGCCGCAGAAGUGCAUGAGAUCAAGGCCGUGGAAUGUCGACAUUAUGCCUGCGGUGCCAUCUUUCCAGGUGAGAAGGAAAUGGAGGCUCAUUACAGGACCCACCUCGCCUACCAUUGCUCUCAGUGCGAUUUCUCAUGUUCCAAUAAGACCGCCUUCAUCCAGCACCGGCGCCAUGGCCAUCCAGGAAGUGAAAAACUCUGUUGUGACUUUUGCACCUUUUUCACAUUUAACCCUGUGGAAUUUGAGCAGCACAUUGAACACCUGCAUGCCAACGAGAAGAUCCAUCAAUGCCCUCAGUGCAGCUAUGUGACCUCACACAAGAGAGGCUUGAGGCGACACAUGCUGAAGCAUAGUGGUGAGAAGCCGUUUAAGUGCCGCCUCUGUGACUUCCGAUGCCGCGAUGUUUCCUACCUCUCAAAACAUAUGCUCACGCACUCAGAUGACAAGAACUUCAUGUGUGCUGAAUGUGGCUAUGUCACCAAAUGGAAACACUACUUAAACGUCCACAUGAGGAAACAUGCAGGAGAACUCAGGUAUGAGUGUGAUCAGUGCCCAUAUCGUUGUCACCGCAUGGACCAGCUGAAAAGCCACAAACUUCGACAUCAGGCCAAAUCGCUUAUGUGUGAGAUCUGUGCCUACGCCUGCAAGCGCACGUAUGAGCUCCGUAAUCACAUGUUGGCGAAACAUUCUGCAGAGGGCAAACAAGCAUCUCUGUACAAGUGCAAAUACUGCACAUACACAACAUGUUUUCGCCAAGCCCUUCAAAAUCAUGAGAAUUGUAAACACACCAGGCUGAAACAGUUCUGCUGCGCUCUCUGUCCCUAUUCCUCCUUCAGUAGCAUCAGCCUCUUCUUGCACAAGAGGAAAACCCAUGGGUACGUACCGGGUGACAAAACCUGGCUGGAGAAUUAUGCAGCAAAAGAAAGGGAAAGGAACUCAUCUAGCAUGUUAUACAAUGUCUGCAAUGAGCCACCGACAUCCAAUGAGACAUCUAAGCUGUUGACUGAAGAAGCUCCAGCAGAUUAUGGUGCCAGUGAAGCUCCUGAAGCUGUUGGAUCACUGAAUGCUGAUCUUGUCGGGACUAAAGAGGUUACCAAUGAAGGAAUAUCAGAUAGUCCACUUGGCACCAGCCCAGAGUACUGCACUCUUGUUUUAACAACAUUAACUGCAGACUAUGAAACUGCUUUUUUGCCAAAUGAAGACGCAUCCCCUUUACACUAUAAUAAGUCAGUCCAAGAGAAAGAAGACGGGAUUUCCAUGGUUAAUAAAGAAGGUAAAAAAAGUCCAGUGGCUGACAGCUAUGAGUCGGAGCAGGAAACUCUAGAAUUGGAUAAUGAUUGUGGCAGUUCACAAUCCCCACCUGUGAAAAAUCACCUGUUAGAACGUUUGAAGCCCAGGGGAACACAAGAAAAGGACCAAGCUGACGCGAUGGUUUUGGAGGGAAGAGUUCAGAUGCUUGUGGUGCCAACUAAAGAUGGUCAUGGCUGUGACAGAUUAUCUUGUAUGACCAAAAAGGAGAAAAUGUUAAAGCUACCACAGCAUCAUGAGUGCCAGGCAUGUGGUGCUCAGUUCAAACAGAGGCAAUGUCCUGCAUUUCCAAGAAAAAUGCAAACUUUUAGUGGCAAGGCAGUCACACUGACAGAAGACAACCUCACUCCGGGCACUUCUAAAAAGCUGGCAGGAACAAUUUCACCUGAGGAAUGCCAUGUUCAACAAAAAGACAGAGUAUCUUUGCGUACUUUAGCAAAUUCCAAAAGUGCCUCUAUGUGUACUGAGGCAGAUCAUCAGCAGAGCAACACACGGACAGAAAAUCUGCCGGAGGUUCAACAUGAAGACAUUUCAGUACAGAAUGGGAAAUUUAUGUGCAGCCUGUGCAGUUUUUCAUCAGUCAGGCUUGCAACAGUGGAUAGACAUGUUUCAAUUUGCCAAAAGCGGUUGCAAAGAAAAGAGAGUAAGACAAUCUCAAAAGGCAAAGACAGUACAAGUAAGCAAAUCAGUGAAGAAGAAUCUGGAGAGGAAUUUGGUAAAAGACCUGGAGAAGUUUCUUCUGCUUUGUCUAAGGGUGGAUUAAGAACAGCUUUUCAUGAACCGGGAAAGCCCAAUGAGUUGCGCUGCUCCCUGUGUCCAUUUGUUGACAAAUCCAAAAUCUAUUUGACCAAUCACAUCGAUAAAAACUGUAGGCCAAAGCAUUUAAACCAGGGCGCUACCUUCACUAGCAAGCAAGAGCGGGGAAAGACACGGCUAAAACAAAAAGGUGCCGCACCGCACACAUGCCGCUACUGUCCUUUCAGCACCACAAGGCGCUAUCGCUUGGAAGAACACGAGUCUCUUCACACCGGAAUCGGACGCCACACCUGCAACAUCUGCAACAAGACCUUUGGAGCCCUGACCAAACUGCGUCAGCACAAGGUGCGCAUCCACGACAAACAACCUUCUCAGGCUUGCGCGCUCUGUGACUACCACGGCUACACCCUUGAUGACGUGAGGAGGCACACCCUCAGAUGCCACACGGGGGAAAUGCAUCAUAUCUGUGCUCAUUGUGAGGCUCGCUUCAGUUCAGAAGUCGCUUUAAGAAACCACUGUAAACGUGUGCACAAGCUCCAAGUGCUUUUCUCAUGCAAGCAGUGCGACUACUCUUGUAGCAACGAGGCCACACUGAGCACCCACCAGCAGAGCAAACACCCACCAAUGAACUGCACCACCAGCCAGGAGUCUUCGGAGACAAAAGAAAGCACCAAGGCUCAUCGGAGAAUCCACCUUGCACAGCAGUGCCAGCUCUGCCCCUUUGCUAGCAAAACAAAGCAGCUCCUCGCACAGCACCUUCUGGAUGAGCAUGAGGAAGGGGCCCUGCUGGAUAAGCCUCUCAGGUGCAGCAGCUGUCCAUUUGCUUGUCAGCAUCCGCUGGUUUUGGAGCAGCAUCUCCGCUCGCAUGGAGGCAAGUGUGUGUACCAAUGCACCGACUGCAAGUAUUCCACUGGCAACAAGCAGAAGAUGACGUGGCAUGUUCGCAUACACACCGGGGAGAAGCCUUACAGGUGUGAGCAUUGUAGUUACACCUGCAUUGAUCCAUCAAGGUUGAAGCUGCAUAUGAGGGUUCAUCAAGAGGAAAAGAAGUACCUUUGUCCCGAGUGUGGCUACAAAUGCAAGUGGGCCACUCAACUGAAAUAUCACAUGACCAAGCACACAGGUGAGAAGCCAUAUGCCUGCGAUCAGUGUAGCUACCGCACCAACCGAGCCGAUGCCCUCCGUGCCCACCAGAAUACGCAGCACUGCGAUGUGCGCUCCUACGUCUGUGAGAAAUGCGGCAAAGCUUUCAAGACAAGUUUUAUACUGAAGACUCACCAGCGGCAGCACAGUGACCAACGCUCGUACACUUGUGGCUUGUGUCAAAAGGCCUUCCGGUGGCCAGCCGGCCUCAGACAUCACUUCCUCUCACACACCCAACAGCAACCUUUUCGCUGUUGCCAUUGUUCCUACAGGGCCAAGCAAAAGUUCCAAGUCAUCAAGCAUUUACAGCGGCACCACCCAGACAUGCCAGCGGAGCAAGGGGUGGUAAGAGACUCAGAAGCUGGCAGCCUCACUCUGAAGGAGGCUUUGGAAGGAACACUGAAUGACAGAGUAGUGGGGCAGAGGAGGAAGAAAAAUGACUGAAGACCAUCACAGCGGUACAGUAUCUUAAAUAUUAAUAAUGAGCCACUUCAUCUUAUUGCAGUAGUAAAAAUGAGCCACCUUGUCAUCACUUAUUCUGUAUUUGCAGUGAAUGCCUGAACACGAAAUCAUUUUUGCUGCAUAACAAUACUACUCAGCAGUCAUGAACAUUCACAUUUACAUCAUUUGUUUAUAUGUUAAGGCUAUAGCAAGCAUAUAUCAAGUCAGUAAAUAAAAUAACUUGUGCAAUCUAGUACAUUGUGGGUUCAAAGGAGGAUGUUUGUCUGUUUUUGUACAUUCCAUUUCUUUUUUUCCAAUCAGAAUGUUGGAUGUAUAUUGAAAGGCAAAACAGGCAUGUUUGCCUUGUACAUGCUCAAGCAAGGGAAUACCGUUCGUCCGAUAGAUAACUGGUAUUGCGCUAAUAAACAAAGUGGUUGAAAAAUGAGAUGCAAAAUUUACAUUUACAGUUAGUUUUCUCUUCCGUGACAAAACUUACAGUCUAGCAUCAAGUACUGAAGAUUGUUCCCUUUAACCAAUGGUUUGAAGUCGCUGUUUGAAAAUCAAAUAAAAAAUUCCGUAGGGCAGUGUUUCCCAGUUCAGCCAAGGCACAUGUUUUAUAUUAGAGAAAACUAACGGCACACUACUUAACAAAAAUGUACGAAUGUCACCAGGUGGAUACACAGGUCAAUUCUGUACCUUCUACUAUCGAGAAGAAGAGUUCUUGGAGGAGUACUAAUUGUUCUGCCUGUCACUCUUCGUCACUGGCAGAGAUAGAUGAACGAAGAUACAUUAUUUGUAGUAAAUUAAGAAUAAUGUUUGGACCAAUUUAGUGAAAUUUGAACAUUUCACAUGGCAUCCUAAUGUGCCAGUUGGGAAUCACUGCCUUAGGCAACAUUCUUUUAUUUGUGGAAACCGCCUAUUAUGAGUUGAGUGGUUGACUCGCCUGACUUGUGUGCAGGCGAUGAGGAUUCAGUCCCCACUCAGUGACGUAUACAUGGUUGUCUGUCACUGUGUGCCGUACGAACAACUGGCGACCAGUCCAGGGUGUUUGCCCAAAGUCAGUGAUAGGUUCCAGUUCUAGCGACCCUGAACAGGAAAAGCUGUUCAAAGUGUACGGAUAGAUGGAUUCCGAUUAUGACAUCCCAAAGCACUUUCCCAAGGUCAGAUGAUUACACCAGUGCUUCCUGAUCUCCCCUCCUUCAUGUUGGAGAUGUUGGAGUGGUGACAACAAACACAUACUCAAGUUCUUCAUGUGAGGUCCGAGAUACUGAUAUUAACAAACAAUGAAGACGGAGGGAUGGCUGUUCCAUCUCUGGAAAGCAGAUGGAUGUGACGAUAUCCUGUAACAGAGAUGAAGCUUUUGAGUUACAAAUUGCCUGCCUAUGAAAUCCUUCUUUUAUAUUAAAAAAAGCCACACCGCUCACCUGAUUGGAUACAUGUAAAUGGAAGGGUGUACUGUCCAAUGAAAUCAUUUUUGGAUGUCUUGUCAUAAUCUUCAACCACAAAGCGAACCAGAGCCAGAUCAGGAGUAUGGAUGACAAAAUUCAAAGUUUGAUUCCACACAGGGUUAAAACCUGUAAGAGAGAAAGCAACAAUGACGGCACCAGUCAAUUGUAUGCAUAAAUAAAUCAUCCAAUCAUACUGUAGGACAUUAACCAUUGUUGUUAAUGUGACUGGUCUCGUCUUUAGCCUGGUCCUGUGGCACUCCAUAGACCUCCACUCUGACCAAAGGGUCUACGAUGGAGCCCUCUUUCUGGUUCACCUUUGGUAGCUGCUGCCCACUAAUCACCUGAUAAACAUAAAACAUAGUGUCAUUAGAAACUCAACGCAAUUACCUGUUGUGAGUUGUAUUGUAUUAUCUCAAUUUUCUUCUGAUAGACCCAGGAGAUAGAAGUCAUUAGCUAACAAUAAUUAAAUAACCCGACAUUUGAAAGAGGCAGAUUGGCGCGGUGUCUACUGUCUACAUUGAUGUGGACUCUGCAUUGUGGUGAAGUGAGAGCUGAGCUGAAAGGAAAAGCUCACAAUUUACCAGUUGAUCUACGUUCUUACCCGCACCUAUUGUCAUGAGCUUUGGGUAGUGAUCGAAAGGAUGCGGGUCCAAGCAGCCGAAAUGAGUUUCCUCUGUUAGGGUGGCUGGGCUCUCCCUUAGCGAUAGGGUGAGCAGCUCUAUCAUCCGGGAGGAACUCGGAGUAAAGCCGCUGUUCCUCCACGUUGAGAGGAGCCAGAUGAAGUGGUCCAAGCAUCUGGUCAAGAUGCCUCUUGGACGUCUCCCUGGUGAGGUGUUCAGGUCGGAGAGAUUAUGUCUCUCAGCUGGCCUGGGAACGCCUCGGGAGCUGGACGAAGAAGCUGGGGCGAGUCAAGUCGACCCGGCUCCACAUAAGCAGAAGAAGAUGGAUGGAUGGGUGGACAUUUGAAAGAAAUAUAUAGUACAGCAAACUAUGUUUGACUGGACUAUUUUCCCACAACAUGCCCAUAUAGCAUAUUUUUCCCCAAAAAGGGUAACCCCUAAAAUCCCCUUGUUCUUUAUUCUGUUUAUAUUGCAGAUCAUUACUUUUUGUAUGAAGUUAUGUUUGCAAGAGGAAGAGCUCUCCGAGAUCAGUGUUCCUUAAAGGGUGGUUGGCAGAUCACAGGUGGUCCCCCAAAAAUCUCACAUGGUCUGAGGUUAUUUGUCAACUUUUUGGUCUUGCCCACUGUUGUGGAGACGUUUGAAUGGACGAGACUUUUUCUAUGAGGUGUCUUUUAUCCACAUAACAAGUUCUGAUUAGGAGGACUUUCCUAAAGGGACGGGACUAAUUUGUAUGUUUCAUGGGCACAUAACCAAUCUGGGGUUUCUGGAACUCUCCCGGUUAAAAUACACAUACCUAAAAAUUAUGAAUUGGUCACGUGCUUGUCAAGGGAUAAACUUGCCAAAUUAGGAGUGGAUCAAAUACUUAUUUCUCCCACUGUAGAUAGAUUGGCCUGUUGUUUUGGGAUAUUUAAAGAGUAGGUCGUCUGAAUGUUUUUUAUUGUGAAGUGGUCAUUUUUUUUGGAGAAAGGUCUGAGAAACCCUGCUGUCCAUGCUUUAGUCAGUUUACCUGUAUGGAUAAGCGUAAUGGUUUGUAGCCUGGCUGCUCCUCUGGUUUCUCUGGGUUGAACUUGGUGUUAAUGUCUCUCAUGAAGCCAGGCUUGAGUACAUAACCACAGCGGCCAUUCUGUCUAAAAAGCCCGUCGUUCAGGUCCAUUUCCAAACCUGCUGUCUGGAAGUUCAGUGCCACUUUGGGAAAGGUGGACAUUUUUUCAAUGAAAUGCACAUUGGAUACAUGUAAUGCAAGACACAGACGUGUAGUUGUUUCUAUAGGUUGAAUUUGCAAAACUACAAAUUUCCCUCACCUAUUUGGCAUCCCACGUUCCACAUCUCCUGAGGAUUAUAGUUAGAGGAGUCAGUCCUGAGGCCACUAGGGUAAAUCCUGCUUAGCUGUACUGAAUUAUGCUGCACAAAGUCUGUUCCUGAAAAAUAAAAAAAAAUCAGAAUCACACAUGUGUCGCAGAUGCAUCUAUGAACAGAUGAUUCUGCUUUUCUUUCCACUAAUGUGGCGCCACGUAUUUUGUCAUUCAUCAGAUACGGCGCAUUGUCUCAUGUUACCUGCUUCCUUUGCAAGCCUCUUGGCCUUGGACUCGGAGAAUGAAGACAUCUCAUUGCAUUUCAAAUUCAGAGGAGCACGUUUAAAACCACGAAAAUGGACACUCUUGCAGUAAACCACCAAAUCGGACAACUCUCUUGACAGGUUGGACUCGGAUUUCUGAGCGAUGACCUACGAAAAAAAUUUGUAUGAUGAGCAAAUAUCAUGUAAUCUGGCAGACUGAACAGGUGGAAAUAAUAACACUCCAGCCCUUUAACUUAUAACUUAUAUAUAUUCCUCCUUCCUUGAAACAGCCCUUAAGCAUGUGUGUCUUUUGUGUCUUUAAAUCAUGUGUUUUAUAGAGACUGUAGAGCUGUUUCCCUCCUUUUUAUCUAGCGGUAAUCCCAUUAGCUCAUGUGGUAACUAUUGCUACAGCUUUACUCACUUACUCCUCACUAAAUCAGAGGUCUUAAACUCAUGACCCGUGGGCUGCAGUUGGACCAUGUGUUGUGGCUGCAUACUUGACAUCAAAGUUUAGUGUUUUCGUGUGGCCCAGACAGUGAAAUGAACAGUAGGGUCACUACACAGAACACCGACUACAAUCAC
Dunckerocampus dactyliophorus (ringed pipefish) is the source of this 9258-nucleotide messenger RNA. It is a transcript of the gene znf142, whose product is annotated as zinc finger protein 142. Gene Ontology annotation, biological process: regulation of transcription by RNA polymerase II. The transcript is spliced from 9 exons. The record is from RefSeq and is a predicted model, not a curated record. Bases 260 to 5056 code for a protein of 1598 amino acids. Gene Ontology annotation, molecular function: DNA-binding transcription factor activity, RNA polymerase II-specific; RNA polymerase II transcription regulatory region sequence-specific DNA binding. Lineage: Eukaryota; Metazoa; Chordata; Actinopteri; Syngnathiformes; Syngnathidae. Gene Ontology annotation, cellular component: nucleus.